Messenger RNA from Octodon degus (degu), 2311 nucleotides. It is a transcript of the gene Slc16a7, whose product is annotated as solute carrier family 16 member 7. The transcript is spliced from 6 exons. NCBI's taxonomy places the organism in Eukaryota, Metazoa, Chordata, Mammalia, Rodentia, Octodontidae. Bases 435 to 1886 code for a protein of 483 amino acids. Gene Ontology annotation, biological process: monocarboxylic acid transport; transmembrane transport. Gene Ontology annotation, molecular function: monocarboxylic acid transmembrane transporter activity. The record is from RefSeq and is a predicted model, not a curated record. Gene Ontology annotation, cellular component: membrane.
GGUCACCUUCUUUGACCCAGGAUAUAAUGUAAGCCAAGCUUACUUUACACUGUGAAAAACAUGAGCUAAUUGUGCAUAUCAAAGCAAGUUCUUCAAGAAGAGAGAACUGCCGUACCUUUCCCCUAUUUGAGAGGAGAGAGAAGGAAGGGCCAAGCUGAGAAUCUCUGGAGACUGGUGUGCAAGUUUGCUUCUGGUGAAAAGUUAACGAUCACUUGCCUCUGUUCUCACCUCUGAACCUUGAGAAAGUAGCAAACUUGAGUUUUCUCUCUAUUCAGGUGAUCCAGAAUCUGCUCUACCUCCCUUCUUUCCAUUGUCCUUAUACAUACGCCUCAGAGUAAAGUGACUGGCUUGAAGAGAUCACAUACAACCUUAAGAAACCUGCUCAAGUGAGCACCUGUCAACAGGUUACUUGAAUUUCAAAUAAGGGUUCGAUAAUGCCACCCACGCCAGGCGCCCCGCCUCAGUACCCGCCUCCUGACGGAGGCUGGGGCUGGGUGGUGGUUGGAGCUGCUUUUAUAUCCAUUGGAUUCUCAUAUGCAUUCCCCAAAGCAGUCACAGUGUUCUUCAAAGACAUUCAGGAAAUAUUCAAUACUUCUUACAGUGAAAUAGCCUGGAUAUCAUCUAUAAUGCUGGCCGUUAUGUAUGCAGGAGGUCCCAUCAGUAGUAUUUUGGUGAAUAAGUAUGGCAGCCGGCCAGUGGUCAUGGUAGGAGGCCUGCUGUGCUGCGUGGGAAUGAUCUUGGCCUCCUUCAGCAACAGCGUUGUACAGCUUUACAUCACCGUGGGUUUCAUUGGAGGUUUAGGUUUAGCCUUCAACCUGCAACCAGCCUUAACAAUAAUUGGCAAAUACUUCUAUAGGAAACGACCCAUAGCAAAUGGAUUGGCCAUGGCAGGAAGUCCUGUUUUCUUAAGUACAUUGGCCCCCUUCAAUCAGUUUCUUUUUAAUACUUACGGCUGGAAGGGAAGCUUUUUGAUUUUAGGAGCUAUAUUUUUAAACGCCUGUGUGGCUGGGGCCCUCAUGAGGCCCCUUGAGCCCAAAAAAACUACUACUCACUCUAAGAAAAAGAUUGGCAUAAAAGAGGAAGGUUCAGGUUCAAAUAAAAUUCGUAAGAAGAAAUCACUAGCACAAAAAAUUAAUGAGUAUUUAGAUUUCUCUCUUUUCAAGCAUAGAGGAUUUCUUAUCUACCUCUCUGGAAAUGUCAUUAUGUUUCUAGGGUUUUUUGCCCCUGUUAUAUUCUUGGCUCCAUAUGCUAAAGACCAGGGAAUAGAUGAGUAUUCUGCAGCUUUCUUGCUUUCUGUAAUGGCUUUUGUUGAUAUGUUUGCUAGGCCAAGUAUAGGAUUAGUUGCAAACUCCAAAUUUGUACGACCACGAAUCCAGUACUUCUUCAGCCUUGCAGUCUUGUUCACUGGAGUGUGCCAUCUCUUAUGCCCUCUGGCCAAGAAUUACUCAAGCCUGGUGGUAUACGCUGCAUUUUUUGGCUUUGGAUUUGGGAGUGUUAGCAGCAUCCUCUUCGAAACUCUCAUGGACCUUGUUGGUGCGCCAAGGUUCUCCAGUGCUGUGGGCCUUGUCACAAUUGUGGAAUGCGGCCCAGUUCUUCUGGGCCCUCCUCUUGCUGGUAAAUUGGUGGAUGUAACUAAAAAAUAUGAAUACAUGUAUAUAGCCUGUGGGGCUAUUGUGGUCACAGCUAGCAUAUGGCUGCUCAUUGGCAACGCUAUAAACUAUAGACUGCUUGCAAAGGAGAGGAAGCAGGAGCAAGCAAGGAAGAAGGAGGCACGAUCGCACGAAUCCAGAGAAGCAGAACCCUUGAGCAAAUCCAGACAAGACGAAGUCGCGGUCAAAACUCCACAAGCACAGAAUGCGCCUUCAGAAAGAGAAACUAAUAUUUAAGAAGAACCACAUCCCUGAUUUGGGUUUAUGAAUUUACUUAGGAGUUUGUUUUACUUUUAAAAAUAUUGCAAAGGUUUUUCAUUAACAUGAGGAGUUAUAACUAAAGAGGGAAAGAGAUUUUCUUAAAUAACAAAUUAUAAAUUAGCUUUUGAAAACCUACUGAUACUUAAAUGUUGAGAUUACAUAUAUCUAAUCCAUGCAAUUUAUAUGUUUCCAUACAUGACUCAGGAUUUCAUGGUUAAAAUACAAAUUUCAGAGUCUUCCACUUACUUCUAUUCUUGGUAAUAGAAAGACAUCUGAAUCCCAUGGCUCUGGUUUAAUUAAUUAAGAACAUCUUUAAUCCCAUACAGUGAUCUUCACAUUUUAUUUUUAUUUGGCAUUAAAGUAUGAAGUUGAACUGGAGGAAAAUAAUUUAUUUUCUGACA